Molecule: messenger RNA, 3546 nt
Organism: Ceraceosorus guamensis
Lineage: Eukaryota; Fungi; Basidiomycota; Exobasidiomycetes; Ceraceosorales; Ceraceosoraceae
Exons: 1
Coding region: 458-3295 (945 amino acids)
Source: RefSeq, a predicted model, not a curated record
GCGGUACCUAAUGGCUGAAAAAGGGUUUCAUGCGACGGUGUCUGCUGAGACGCGCAUCAUUUCAGCUGCAGCUCUGGCUGAGCACGGCUUUUUGUUUUGCGGCGGUGAAGCCCCUGGCGCAAAUCAACCCGCGCUCCUCGACGCAAGGCAAGUCGACAUUCACUUCACAUUCACAUUCGUGGUUGUUGAGGCUGUGACCACUACCGAGCGCAGUCAAGCGCAGAACCAGCUUGCCUUGCAGCGCGGCUCACCCCUGUCACCUAAUACAUCACUUUCCCACCUUCUCACCCCCAUCAUCACGCGCACUCAGAGCCUGUCUCACGCGAAAAGCACGGAUCGGCAUCAACGCGCAUACACUCGAUCACUCAUUCCUUCAACGCGGCCCCCCAAAUCGUCUUGAAGCAAGAGGGGGAGGACGGGAUCGUACGCGGACGGGCUUGCCGCGCCUUCGUACUGCAUGGCUCCCACCAUGUACAGCGAUCCCGCUUCUGAUCCGUACGCCACUGUCCGAUCCACCAACUCGCACAGGCACGGCCACCAAUCGGUUGGCUCGCAAGGCAUCUUUGCGCCCUUGGAGACGCGAGACGAGUGUCCCUCGCACGAGGCUGGGAUAUCAAGCCUUGAUGACGAGGAGCUGCUGUUGAAGCAGCCAAUACACCAAGCUGGGUCAGCCUUGCCGGUUUCCAAACCGAGCUACAUUCACCGGCUUCUGCCCUCUGGCUCAGAGCACAGAGCCCAGCAGGAGGCGAUCGCGCAUCACCGGUGGUCAUCGUGGACCGGAACUACUGCUUUUCAUUCGCACUCCGGCAGCGAUCACGACGACACUGAUCAUGAUCGAAGUGGCAUGUCUCUUGACGAGGAUUGCAUGUCGUCCUCUCUGAGCGGCUCCAGGCGGCCCUCGGCAGACUUUUUCGGAGCCGAAUACACCGGUCAGGUGUACAUCGAUGCCGACAACAGCAGAACGAGUGCAGAAAGCGCAAGCAGCGCAGGUGUAGCGAAGAGGAGGCGGCGUCAUUCGGGAGAAGAGGUGUGGAACAGAUCAAUUGAGCCUAGUCCAAGUCGCGUCUGUCUACCACCCGAAAUUGUCGAGUCUCUGCCGCCACAAGCCAUGCAUGACGACGAAGCAGCUCUAGAUGCAGCAAUCGAGUCUACUGCACGGGCAUUUGAGCAAGCGACGGCGCUCUUGCGAUCCACUUUUUCAGCGCAGCAGGAUUUGGUGCGCUUCCGAGCAACGCAGGAGGUUCUUGGCGAUUCCAUGGCGCUUCACGAGGCAAGGCUGAUGCAGCAGAUAGCGCAGAAUCGACGCGCGAAGGAAUUAGUCGCGAAGGCGACCUCUGAUAUCAGCGCCUUGGUGCCUGCCUCACGACGAGUGGCUGCGGCAAAUGGGAACUCAGCGCCUCGGCCCACUCAUUGGCGUUUGCCCAGCUUUGGCGCGGCGCCCAUGGUCGCGCCUCCUACUCACAGUCGGAAUGAGAGCGCAGGCGCUUCGUGGUUGAAAGCGAAGGACGUAGAUGCUACGAUUGGCAAGUCGGCUGCCAGAAGGCUCGAGAAAGCCCUCUCAGCGAGCGCAGCUGCCGCGGCUGCGGCAGCAGCAGCAGCCGGCGAUUCUACGAACCAGGAGCAGCUGUCAUCCGCGGGAGGUGAAGGAGGCGACGAUGCGGAGGAAGGCAUGCAUGGCUCUCCAGCUCUUUCCGCGAGCUCGCCCGUGAUGCCAAAACUGCCCUCCCGCGCGCCCUCCGUCGCUUCAGUCGUCCCAACAGAUGGUGCACAUCCUCCAACAUUCGCCGAAGCCGCACCAACAUUACCAACGCACAGGCGCAGCUCGAGCAGCAGCGCAUCUGCUGCUGCCGCUCUCGCCGCCCUAAAUGGUGGGCACAGCCACCCUGCCCAGCCUCUCAACCCUAUCCGUGAGGUGAAACAGAUUGGUGAGGGCUUGGUGCAACGCGUGCCAUCCACAGAUCCUGAGACUUCUGGAUCGACGGAUAAAGGCAGCGCAAGCAGGCCACGAGAGACUCCCGCCUCCCAAAUUCUCGCGCGCAAUCGCAUGCCCAAAGGGAUGGGCUUGAGGUUGGUCUCGAUGCCUUCCAGUCUUGCCCCUGCCAUUACAUCUUCGGCCUCUUCUGCUGAGCACUCGCCGCUGUCGUCGCCAAGUCCCGGCAGCUCCACAUCCUUCAGCUUGAUUGCAAAUUCCGCGAACGGCCAGUCAGCAGCGUCGGGCAGUAAGUCGCCCACCGGCUAUUUUAAUCCUUACCUUCGAAAGUCAAGGGACAGAGGGGAUCGAUCGGGAUCACGUGCCAGCUUGGCCAGCUUGGGAAGUCUUGCUAGCAUCGACGAGAGGCUAGCUUCACCUUCACCUACAACACUCAGUCGCCCCACCUCGGCGUUGGGAGUCGCCUCUUCUGUCACGGCGCACGCAGGUUCAGUUGACGCGCGAACCAGCGCGGCACUUCCACUCAACCCGAACCUUACCUCUCGAACGACGCUCACCCCAGCGAUGGCUGCUCUGUCUGCGAAUGCGGGUCGCCGCGCUGUUUCUGGUGCUUCUAGCGCAUCUUCGGCCUCGGCCUCUGUGUCGUCGCAGGCUACUCUUAAACCGAGCGCAACUUUGCGAGCUGCAGCCUCGUUGCCCAUCGACACCAGUGCCGCGAUGGACUGCUCUUCUGAAACGGGCUUUGAUGGGGACUCGGAUACAAGCGCGCGACUUGGGUUCGAAUCAGAGACGGAUGGCGGCGAAAUGUCGACGACACAUUUCGCUUCACUUUCUCCCUUUUCUGCUCAUGAUCGAAGUGGUCAGCAUGGACUCCUCGGCCAUAGAUCCCCCAACUUCGCGCCUCAUCGCUCGCCCAGACUGUCGCGAGCGAAAGGCCGGGGCCAGCAUUCGGCGUCCAGCUCAAUCUCUGAGUCUGCUCAUGGCUGGCUCAGCGCCGGCGUCCACGGUUCGUCCUCUGAAUCCGAGGAUGUCGACAACUCGGACGGACAGUCGGGGCAUCGCCAAGUGCGCGAUGCGGCUUCGCGAGGUCACCGACGCAAACGAUCAGCGACGGGCUCCAAGGGCGCUCUUGCCGCCCUUCGCAGACUGAACGGUGCCUCUGCAGUGGCAGGCGAAGGUCUCGUGCCGCACGUCGUCCAGGAGAAUCCAUCUACAAGUCCUGCUCUUGACGACUCGCACGCAGCAGCAGCUAGCGCGAGCCACUCCGGUGCAAGCGCUGCUCAGUCCGACAGUGAGCCUCAGAGCGCAGGAUGGAGAGGCUCACUGACAAGCUGGAUGAGGGCCGGAAGCGUCACGCCUGCAUGAGAUUGCUGGUGUCCUCCUGCCCCUUGGAAUCGCGAUGUCUCUGUAACAGGUCACGAUCUGCUAGCAUCACUGGUCACUGAGCUUCGUCCACAUUUGCACAAGUCACUAACCCGGAGCCUAUCUACCUCGGCACACAUUCUAUACCAAAUGCAUCCACGAUGCACAUCGAAGACUACUCUGCACCUACAGGAGCCACCCUCCCUUGUACUCUAACACGUCUUUUGCACAAUUUCAGUUACUCGAAAACGGAU